AUAGUGAAAUGCAACCAUAUGACGUACUUUUUUUUUAAUGGUGCAGAAGAAACAGAAUAGAUUCCUUAGCACGCAAGUCUCAGAGAAAAGAAACAGGUAAAGGCCUGCGAUAUGAAAACUACAUGCAUCACAACCUUGUUUUGGCCCCUCUCUAUGCUAUUAUUAUCAGACGAAAGCCAGUCUUCUAAACCAGAAGUCAAAUGUAAUUUCACUGAAAAGAAUUAUUCUUUGAUUCCAGCAGAUAUCAAUAAAAAUGUUACUAUACUUGAUCUCAGUUAUAACCAAAUUACUUUGAAUAUUACAGACACUAGGGUUCUACGAACAUAUUUUUUACUCACUGAACUCUAUUUGACUGAGAACAAUGUCAUUAUGUUAUAUAAUAAUGGCUUUAGUAACCUCUCCAAUCUAGAAAUUUUAAAUAUCUGUAGAAACUCCAUCCAUGUAAUUGAACAGGGUGCGUUCAUGGGCUUAAAUAAACUAAAACAGUUACAUCUUUGUCAAAACAAAAUAUUUCAACUGAAUCCUGAUGUAUUUGUACCUCUAAAAAACCUGAUACUUCUGAAUCUGCAAGGCAAUUUCAUUAGCUAUUUUGAUGUACCACAACUGUUUCAUCUGAAAUUAAUAAUUUUAUAUGGAAAUCCAUGGAACUGUUCUUGCAGUCUACUGAAUUUGCAAAACUGGUUGAACACAUCAAAUGUGACACUAGAAAAUGAGAACAUCACCACGUGCACCUACCCAGAUAUCCUGAUGUUCUACAGUAUCAAAACAGUACCUUAUAAUGCUGAGUGCUACUCGAAAUUUCCUCCACCUAUAAAUGAAGAUCUUUAUAACCACUUUCAGUCCAUUAGCAACUCAACAUUUAACAGCUCUUUGAACAACUUAAAAAAUUCAGAACAUACACUUCUUGGAAAAAGCUGGGCUUUUCUGGUUGGUGUGGUGAUCACUGUACUGAUGACUUCAUUCCUCAUUUUUGCUGCUAUCAAAUGCCCAGUAUGGUAUAAUUUUCUGCUUAGUUAUAAUCAUCAUCGCUUGGAAGAGCAUGAAGCAGAAACCUAUGAAGAUGGUUUUACUGGAAAUUCAAGUUCUCUUUCACAGGUCCCAGAUACAAACUCUGAAGAAACUAUAGUAAUAUUUGAAAAACUACAUUCAUUUGUGGUAGAUGACGAUGGGUUUAUUGAAGACAAAUAUAUAGAUACUCAUGAAUUACAUGAAGAAAAUUAAUUCCCUUAAAUGCUUGUUUUUUUAAUAAAUGUUAUCGGUUUACUCACAAUUUAGACAUAAAUGGAGAUUAGGCAUGUGAUAUACCAAACUGUGGCUAGUAGACUUUCCUAUUAAUUGCAACACACAGGAAUAUCAUAAAAUCAUGUUUUUCUCAUUGGUACUGAGCAAGUAGGUCCAAACAUAGUAAAUGGUAUCCUCUGGUAAGCUUACAGGGACAAUAUUAGCAUUACUAUUUUCAGUAGUAUUCAGGAGACCAUACAACCUAAUAAGGAAAAGACUUAUUAAAUUAUUUAUUAAAAUGAACUGAUUCUAAUAUUGGCCCACAUAUUUGAUAUAAUAUAUAUUAAGUUAUAAUAAACUUUUAUUGAGUAGAAUCAGUAAAAAAUAAAGUUUUUUUAAAGUCUGCCUCUCAAAUAAAUAAAUAAAAUCUUUAGAAAAAUUUUUUUAAAAAUUAAAGGUUUUGGAUUUGUCAAAGUGAAAAUGCUUAAACAUACAACACACCAAGAUUCAUUUUAUACUCAUAGAAUGAACUCAUGGAAUUAGAAAACACUUUUUUAAAUGCUUUCUGAAUUAGCACAAUAAAUUUCCUAAAAAUUUAGUACCAACUUAAAGCACGGGUACAAUGUCCAAGCACAAUUCCUAAUAAGUUACUACAGACUUGAAAAAAAAAAAAGGUACUACUGCUUUCAGUUAUAAAGACCAUCACCAUAAUGCAUGAUUAUCAUAACUGAAUAGUAUGAUAAAUUCCAAAGUGAGUAUCACAAGUCUCCACAAAUCUUGUUUUUCAAAAUCUGUAUUUCUGCCUCUCUUUGGAAGAGUCCUAUUCAUAUGAGUCUGUGCUGGGACAGAGGAAUCUUCAGUUGGUCCAUAGACAAAUGUUUGGGAUCCUGUAGAUAGAGCAAUGUUUCCCAAAUUGUUUUCUAGAAUAUUAAUUUCCAGGGAAAUGCUCAGAAAUAUUUAUAGGGG
This is a messenger RNA of Lutra lutra (Eurasian river otter), 2187 nucleotides long. RefSeq names its product leucine rich repeat containing 19 (gene LRRC19). Gene Ontology annotation, molecular function: signaling receptor activity; protein binding. The coding region runs from base 112 to 1221 and encodes 369 amino acids. The record is from RefSeq and is a predicted model, not a curated record. Gene Ontology annotation, cellular component: plasma membrane. Gene Ontology annotation, biological process: interleukin-8 production; positive regulation of non-canonical NF-kappaB signal transduction. NCBI's taxonomy places the organism in Eukaryota, Metazoa, Chordata, Mammalia, Carnivora, Mustelidae. The transcript is spliced from 5 exons.